AUGCUGCAGGCGAUUGCAGGGGAGGAUAGAAUCAGCGAGUUGCCGGACGAUGUGCUGGUGUCCAUCUUGGAGAAGCUGGGCAACACGCGCCAAGCGGUGGCAACCAGCGUGCUGUCGAGGCGAUGGCUGCACCUCCCAUGGUGGAUACGCCGGCCCUUCCUCAGCAUCUUCCAGUUCCUCCCCAGAUCAGCCAGAGCCGGAGGAGAAGACGGUUUCAAGAACUUGCAGCAGCGAGACCUCGACCGAGCCAUACCUCCCUUCGUCAGGGCAGCCAUGGCGUUCUUGGCCUCCCCCACGGCCACCCACUGCCUCGCGCUGAGGUUCCUCCUCACGGACGAGGAGGACGACGAGCUCGUCUACGCCGUGCGCCACCUCCUUCUCGCCGCGGGCGCGGCGGCUGACGCCGGCGGCGGCGGCGCACGAUGCAGCUCGGUGCAGCUCGAUGUCCGCGCGACGGCGGACACCACCGAGGCGCAGAUGCGCGACGGCGCGCGGCGGCGCCUCCUCCUCACCGGCCUCGUGGCGCGGCCGCGCGGCCUGCUGAUCACGAAGCUCCGGCUGGAGAGGCUAUGGCUCACCGCGGCGGACGUGGCCGCUGUGCUGGGCGCGUGCGCGCGGCUGGUCCACCUCACGCUGCACGGCUGCCGCGCCGGCCGAGGCGAGGGCGCGGCGCUGGCGAUCGACGGCGCGCCGGAGCUGCGGGAGCUGGUGGUCAGGGGGUGCGGCUACCGGCGGGUCGAGCUGCGACGCGCGCCGAAGCUUGUCCGGCUCACCCUUGAGAGCUGGAGCUCGACGACCACGACUGCUCCGCUCCGCCUCGCCGCGGCUCCGUGCCUCCGCGAGAUUUCUCUCGUCAAUUCUUGUACACGGCGUUCUUCACAAAGAUUCAGGCUGAGCGAGCUCUUGGCUAGCGCCACCAACCUGGAUUGCCUAUCUCUCAAUUUCAGAAAUGAGGAGGUAAGUUGGAUUUGGAUACAACCUGAGGAUUCAAACCGAUUUGUUGCUGCGUUUGGCAGGCUGACUACCUUGUCUCUCUGCCGGAUAUUUGACGAGUGUGACCUUCUAUGGACGUUGUACCUCCUUAAAGCUGCACCGUCCCUCCGAAAAUUUAGUAUUGGGGUCCAGAAACAUUCUUGCCAGUAUGGAGGAAGUGAAGUCAAGCAGAGGCAAAUCCUCUUCCCAGAGAAAAGGAACAUGUUCUGGAUAGAUUUUAAUUUCCAGCACUACCAUUUGGCACAACUAGAGAUUUGUGGAUUUGAGGCAAAUGACAAAUAUAUGAUAUUUACAAGAUUAAUCAUGGAGCAAGCUAAAAAUCUAAAGGUUGUCAUUCUGUCAGAUGAGAAGACUUGUGAUGAGUGUGAUUUUCAGGAUGAUGGAACCUCCUCAACAGGAUCAAGUUACCCGAAGAACAAAGAAGAGAAACGUUUGAUACAGAAGCAACUGACAGAAGGAAUUUCUUCACCUGUCAGAGUAUUGGUACUAUGAUAGUAGUAGAAUGUUUCACAGAGUGAACAGAAAGAUCUUGAACCAUACAUUUUGUAUUUUCACCACUUCGAUGUUAAAUCACUACUUUAGCGGUUUUGAGAAAAAAAUGUAGUUUUCUAACUCAUUAUAAGUAUUUGUUUUAAUAUUUCUAAGUACCUCACAAUCACUGUAAAAGCUCAUGCUUUAUGUGGGCCUUGGUACGUACAUAUAAGAACAACACUUGCCCAUCAUCUCUUUGGGCAAAUGAGUUAAAAGCUAGAACUUCUACGGUAUUGAGAGAUGGAGCAAUAUAGAUCAAUAUAGAUCAAGAGAGGGGCAAGGUAUGAAAUAAAAAUUAUCGUAACCAAUGGUUGUAUGGAAUAAAAAUUAUCAUAACCAAUGGUUG
Oryza sativa Japonica Group (Japanese rice) is the source of this 1870-nucleotide messenger RNA. Lineage: Eukaryota; Viridiplantae; Streptophyta; Magnoliopsida; Poales; Poaceae. The record is from RefSeq and is a predicted model, not a curated record.